AUGAUUAUUUUUACUCUAUUCACUAUUAUAUAAUCAUAAAUAGCACAUUUAUCAUUAAAUGGAGAUGGCAUUAAAUAGUAACUGCUUCUAAUGAUAGAUGAAAAUUAAUUGGAUUGCUAAACUAUAUAAUUGCUAAUCUCUGAGGAUUUGGAUAGCAGAUUCUCAAUUUGGUAACAGAAGAAUAAAUCAUACUGGAAUCCCAUUUGUAAUGUGCAAAACAAUCUAUAUAAAAUGAUUUAUCGGAAUUAGAAUAACUAAAAAAGAGAUUCAAUAAUCAUGACAGUCAUGUCCUCAUUAAACAUAUAAUCCUAUGGGCAUAAUCAAGAGCUAACAUUUUGA
Paramecium tetraurelia is the source of this 339-nucleotide messenger RNA. RefSeq lists its product as uncharacterized. The transcript has a single exon. Lineage: Eukaryota; Ciliophora; Oligohymenophorea; Peniculida; Parameciidae. The record is from RefSeq and is a predicted model, not a curated record.